Messenger RNA from Acanthosepion pharaonis, 666 nucleotides. NCBI's taxonomy places the organism in Eukaryota, Metazoa, Mollusca, Cephalopoda, Sepiida, Sepiidae. The record is from the annotation of a GenBank genome assembly.
AUGCUUUCCUUGAUUUUGUGGCCGGCACAGAGGCUCUCCAAAGCAGCAUCCGCUAUUCUGAAGAUAUGUGGCUUACAAGGCAUCUCGUUCGUGAAUGGCGAGACAGCUACAGAGGUGCAGUACUUGAUCCCGAAACCUCGCUACGCUGUGACCUUACGGCACCGUUGCCACAUUUGCUUCCUCUUCUUUUUUCAUCGUUUAUUUUCUACCUUCUUGAUUCUUUCUCGCCAGCAUUUUAUCUGUACUUUCAUUAAUUCGUUGAAUUCUCACUCUUUCCUUCUCUUAUUUAUUGUCCUCUUCUUGCUUUAUUUGUUUAUUUAUUUCUGGUUCACUUGUAUUUUUUAUUUGCGGCAUUUAUUUUUUAAUUCCCUUUGUUACUUUUCACCAUUAUUGAGUUUAACUCUUACCUUUCUCGUCUUCUUUUUCUUUCUUUUGUUAAUUAAUCAAUUCUUCCUUUCUUUUUUAUUUCUUUAUGUACAGCACGCAUGGUUUCUUUUCUGCUGUCUUUUUUAUUCCCUCCUUUUUAUACUUCGUUUUUUUUUCUUCAUUUUAAAGCCAUACACUCUAUAUAGAUUUUCUUUGAUUAUUAUGUCGUUUUUCUUCCCUUUUGUUUCGCCAUCUUUCUUUCUUUCUUUCGCCUGUUUUCUCUCUUACUUUUCAUUAUAG